Messenger RNA from Haplochromis burtoni (Burton's mouthbrooder), 3190 nucleotides. Its product is annotated as retinol dehydrogenase 12. NCBI's taxonomy places the organism in Eukaryota, Metazoa, Chordata, Actinopteri, Cichliformes, Cichlidae. The record is from RefSeq and is a predicted model, not a curated record. The coding region runs from base 1703 to 2761 and encodes 352 amino acids. The transcript is spliced from 7 exons.
GUACCUCACACAGGUGAGGCUCACCUUUCAGCCAGGUCUCAACACAGUAGCACGCGCACAGAACUUCCUGUGACACGCUGUGAUGUCAUAAUGAACCAGAAGUUUUCCAGACAAAUCUUGAGCAUAACAAAUCACGUAAAUCUAAAAUGUAUAUUUUCUGAAUCAUUUUCAGUUUAGAGCAAAGAGAAGGUUUCAUAAAAUAACUAGCCCUGGCAGUAUAACGGGCCGUUUUUGUCCCCGUGUUUCUGAAGCACACACCCACAGAGUGCUGAUGUGGAUCUGCAGACCUUUAAAUUAGACUUUGGUUAGUAGAGUUUACUAACAGAGCAGAUGAAACUCGCGCUGAGAGCAGGACUGUUAUAUGUAUUAUGUAGCGAUUUUAUUCUGAUUUCGUUUCAUUUUAUUGUUUACCAAAGAGCAGCGCGUCAUCGAAGUAAAUAAAUGGUAAAUGGCCUGUAUUUAUAUAGCGCUUUACUAGUCCCUAAGGACCCCAAAGCGCUUUACAUAUCCAGUCAUCCACCCAUUUACACACUGGUGAUGGCAGCUACAUUGUAGCCACAGCCACCCUGGGGUGCACUGACAGAGGCGAGGCUGCCGGACACUGGCGCCACCGGGCCCUCUGAAGUCAACGUUAUUGUCAAAAACUACAUGUACAGGUCACACACAGGAACCUGCAGGGCUCCCGUGGCCCUCAGCGUUACACUAAACAACAUGAAAGUCUUAUACACACAAGUGUCCAACACAAUGCGAGUGUUUGUGGGCACUGUGGGUCAGAGGGAAGACGUGGGUGCAGGUCUGGUCGACAGGUUCAGCAUCCUGACGGCCUGAUGGAUGAAGCUGUCUCUCAGUCUGCUGGUUCUGGCCCCGAGGCUCUUCAGUCUCCUUCCUGAUGGCAGCAAACUGAAGAAGCUGUUGGACGGAUGGGUGGAGUCACCUGUGACGCAGAGAGCUUUUUGGGUGAGGCGGGUGCAGUAGAUGUCCUGGAGAGAGCGAAGAGAAGCACCCACGAUCCUCUCUCUGCUCUCACUGCUAGCUGUAGCUGUUUCCUGCAGACCCAGUGCAGCAGCCGUACCACACGGUGAUGCAGCUGGUGAGGAUGCCUCUGUAGAAGGUGCUCAUCGUGGGGGUCGAGGCUCUCGCUCUCCUCAGUUUGAGCAGGAAGUAGAGUCACUGUUGGGCUUUACUGACCAUGAUGCUGUGUUCUUUGACCAGGAGAGAACUUCUGAGAUGUGCACACCCAGGAACUUGGUGCUGCUUACUCUCUCCACAGCAGCACCACUGAUGGUCAGUGGGGUGUGCAGGGUGUGAGUUCUCCUGGUCUAUGAUGAUCUCCUUGGUCUUCUCCACGUUCAGGGACUCAGCCAGAUGUUUAACUUCACUCCUGUCGUAGGUCUCAUGGUUGUUGCUGAUGUGACCUACCACAGUUGUGUAGUCUGCAAACUUGAGGAAGCAGUUGUGUGAUGGUGUGCAGUCGUGGGUCAGCAGAGUGAAGAGCGCAUCCUCGGGGAGCCCCCGUGUCCUGCUGCUGGAGGUGCCGACCGACUGUCAUCACUAACAGUUUCUUUUUCCUGCCCAUGGCAGAGAUUGGUGGUUUGUGGAACUGAUUCCAGAGCAGCUCUGUGCUGGAUAAUCUCCUCUAAUCUGUUAAUCCUCCUUCCUCCGUCUGGUUUAGCUUCCUCUCAGUCUGUUCUGACCUGCAGGGAUGAAAGCUGCACAUUCUGGGAGCUUCCUGGUGCUGCCGUGGCCCGGUGGCGGCGGCAGCUCAGACCCGGCCCAGGGAGAGGAAAGUCAGGGCUGCCUGAUGCUGAGAUCUGGAGCUCUGCUGGGAGUCACGCUGAUCUGCGUGGCGGUGUUGAGGAAGUGGAUCGCAGGUGGAGUUUGUCGCUGUUCGGUUCGUCUGGAUGGGAGAACAGUUGUGAUCACUGGAGCAAACGCUGGCAUCGGCAAAGAGACGAGCAGAGAUCUGGCACGCCGAGGAGCCCGGGUGGUGAUGGCGUGCAGGGACCUGACCCGGGCAGAACGGGCGGCUGAGGAAAUCCGCCGGUCGACAGGAAACGGUAACGUGGUGAUCAGACACCUGGACCUCGCUUCCACGUACUCCAUUAGACAGUUUGCUAAAGAUUUCCUGGACAGCGAAGAAAGGCUGGACAUCCUCAUCAACAAUGCAGGAGUGAUGAUGUGUCCAAAACAGCUGACCGAGGACAACUUUGAGACACAGCUGGCGGUCAACCAUCUGGGUCACUUCCUGCUCACUAAUCUGCUGCUGCCGAAGCUGAAGAGCUCCUCCCCCAGCCGUGUGGUCAACGUGUCCUCCGUUGCCCACCGUGGAGGUCGUAUUGACUUUGACGAUCUGUUCUUCAGCCGGAGGCCGUACGGCGCUCUGGAGAGCUACAGACAGAGCAAACUGGCUAACAUCCUCUUCUCCAGAGAGCUGGCCCGACGUCUCUCAGGCUCUGGUGUGUCGUCGUUCUCUCUUCACCCAGGCGUGAUCCGGACCGAGCUGGGUCGCCAUGUGGAGGGUUGGUUCCCCCUGGUCGGGCUGCUGCUGAAGCUCCCAUCCCUGCUGCUCAUGAAGACUCCGUGGGAGGGCUGCCAGACCAGCCUGUACUGCGCUGUGACGCCGGGCCUGGAGGAGCUGUCUGGAUGCUACUUCAGCGACUGUGCAGAGAAAGAAACUGCUCCAGAGGGACAGGACGAUGUGGUGGCAAGAAAACUGUGGGAGGUGAGCACACGUCUGGUCGGACUGAAGAACACCUGCUGACCUUUAACCUCUGACACACGAAGCAAUGGAGCUGCAGACUGCGGACAAAUGAGAACAGAAACAAACAGAUUUACCUCUUGUAGAGACAAAUGAAGCUCUGUGUUGUUGCCCCGUUUGAGUCCCAGAUGUUCCAGCUGCUGAUAUUUGUCCUGUCCUCCAGAACCUGGACUCUCAUGUGCAACAUAAACCUCCAUGUCCCCCGACUGUCCCCUCACUGUCCCCUCACUGCUCCCUAAAUAUUUCCUGACUUUUCCUUCGUUUUUUCUCCAUUGUAUGUUUAUUAUUCCAUCACGUAUCUUCAUGCUUUCCUCUUUUGAUGCUUUCGCUGACUUCCUGUGUCCUCCUCUUUACUGGUUGGUGAUGUGUGGAGUUCAGCUGUGUGGACGUGAAGCUUUGGGUGUUAUUAAAGACAGUUUGACUGUUUCUAUA